Molecule: messenger RNA, 457 nt
Organism: Monopterus albus (swamp eel)
Lineage: Eukaryota; Metazoa; Chordata; Actinopteri; Synbranchiformes; Synbranchidae
Gene: atp5mf
Product: ATP synthase membrane subunit f
Exons: 4
Coding region: 78-347 (89 amino acids)
Biological process (GO): proton motive force-driven mitochondrial ATP synthesis
Cellular component (GO): proton-transporting ATP synthase complex
Molecular function (GO): proton-transporting ATP synthase activity, rotational mechanism
Source: RefSeq, a predicted model, not a curated record
CCUACAUCUUCUCCCAUAAUGCACUUCCUCGUUUUAUUCCCAUCGUCCUUUGCUGCGAAUGCUUUGCAGCAGUCAAGAUGGCGGACCGGCCAGUUCCCAUAGUUGAGAAGCGACUGAUGGACGUGAAACUGGGAGAGCUGGGAACCUGGAUCGGAGCCCGAGACUUCACUCCCAACGGCAUCUUCGCAGCGUUCCGCAGGGGCUACUUCAGAUACUACAACAAGUACAUUAACGUGAAGAAGGGCGGCAUCGGUGGCAUAGCUAUGAUGGUGGUUGGUUACAUGGCCAUCAGCUACCGGUGGGAAUACGACCACAUCAAACACGAUCGCUGGAGGAAGUACCACUGAGCCUCUGGAGCCGUCAGAACUGCAGGUGUUAGUCCUGGACCUUGGCCCUUUCUACUCUCAGCUCUGUUGGAUUGAUGUGACUGUUGUGACCAAUAAACAAUAUGAAUAUU